GCAUCCUUACGGAACAAACCUACCCAGGUGUCCAAUCCGUAUAGCAAACAAUCCGUUAAGCAAGAACCAAGAACCAGAUAAUCGGUUGGCGAUGGGCAAAGGCAAAGGUGGUGGUUCCGGUGGAGGUGCUGGCGGCCAGGGUGGUAAAAAAGGAGCUGCAGGUGGCGGGGGCCAGGCCGCCAAAGGUGGAAAUGACGCUAAAGGUGGUGCUGUCGGUGGCAAAGCCGGAGCCGGUGGUGACAAGGGAGGAAAGAAGGGUGGUAAAAAGUGAAGCAUUGGCCGUCGGUACAUUCAACCCAUUCCCCGGUCACCAUCCCACUCCCACGGCCUUCCGCAAGCGAUAGGGAACGGAUAGGACCUAGCGUGAUUCGAUAUGUGAUUACCCCUCCGUCUGGACUGUGAAAAUUUGUCUCUCGCUCUAUACUUCUCGCUCUACCAAAGUGUAUUUAUCCGUUUGGCUUGCAAUGCAAUGUGUCCGCCGGAACAGCUAUCGUACCCCCGGUAUCGCUAUUGCGUGUAAUUACGAAAUUGUCCGUCUCAAGGCGCAAAUACUUUCCACUUUUC
Messenger RNA from Anopheles aquasalis, 564 nucleotides. RefSeq lists its product as uncharacterized. Lineage: Eukaryota; Metazoa; Arthropoda; Insecta; Diptera; Culicidae. The record is from RefSeq and is a predicted model, not a curated record.